Molecule: messenger RNA, 1787 nt
Organism: Etheostoma spectabile (orangethroat darter)
Lineage: Eukaryota; Metazoa; Chordata; Actinopteri; Perciformes; Percidae
Product: tubulin alpha chain
Exons: 4
Coding region: 158-1507 (449 amino acids)
Biological process (GO): microtubule-based process
Cellular component (GO): microtubule
Molecular function (GO): structural constituent of cytoskeleton; GTP binding
Source: RefSeq, a predicted model, not a curated record
UGGUUUGCAGUUGAACAUAGCGCGUGAGCUCCCCGCCCACCUGGCAUUACUCACUCACUCGGACCACCUUGACGGACGCUGUGAGAAGCUACGGUUAGAAUAUAGCAAGCUGCGAGUUGCUUUUCUUUCAAAGGACAUUCUACUACUCUAUUCUACAAUGCGUGAAUGCAUCUCUAUUCACGUAGGCCAGGCUGGGGUCCAGAUGGGCAACACCUGCUGGGAGCUUUACUGUCUGGAACACGGCAUCCAGCCAGACGGCCAGAUGCCGGACUGCAAGCCAGUAGGAGGCCACGACGACUCUUUCACCACCUUCUUCAGUGAUACUGGGGCUGGGAAGUACGUCCCUAGAGCGAUCUUUGUUGACCUGGAACCCACUGUCAUUGAUGAGGUGCGCACCGGAACGUACCGUCAACUAUUCCACCCAGAACAGCUGAUCUCAGGAAAAGAAGAUGCAGCCAACAACUACGCCCGUGGACACUACACUAUUGGCAAAGAGAUCAUUGACUCCGUACUAGACAGAAUCCGCAAAUUGGCUGAUCAGUGCACGGGUCUCCAAGGCUUCCUGGUCUUUCACUCUUUUGGUGGAGGCACUGGCUCAGGUUUCACCUCCCUGCUGAUGGAGAGACUCUCUGUUGACUUUGGCAAAAAGUCUAAGCUUGAGUUUGCUGUCUACCCGGCCCCCCAGAUUUCCACAGCUGUAGUAGAGCCUUACAACUCCAUCCUGACCACCCACACCACCCUGGAGCACUCCGACUGUGCCUUCAUGGUGGACAACGAGGCCAUCUACGACAUCUGCCGCAGGAACCUCGAUAUUGAACGCCCGUCAUACACCAAUCUGAACAGGCUCAUCAGCCAGAUUGUCUCGUCCAUCACUGCCUCACUUCGCUUUGAUGGAGCCCUGAAUGUUGACCUGACAGAGUUUCAGACCAACUUGGUGCCUUACCCUCGUAUCCACUUCCCUCUGGCCACCUAUGCUCCAGUCAUCUCUGCAGAGAAAGCCUACCAUGAGCAGUUGUCAGUUGCUGAGAUCACCAACGCUUGCUUUGAGCCAGCAAAUCAGAUGGUGAAGUGUGAUCCUCGUCAUGGUAAAUACAUGGCCUGCUGUCUGCUGUAUCGUGGUGAUGUGAUGCCCAAAGAUGUCAACUCUGCUAUUGCAGCCAUCAAGACCAAACGCACCAUCCAGUUUGUAGACUGGUGCCCCACAGGCUUCAAGGUGGGCAUCAACUAUCAGCCUCCAACAGUGGUUCCUGGAGGAGACCUGGCCAAGGUGCAGAGAGCUGUGUGCAUGCUGAGUAACACCACAGCCAUCGCUGAGGCCUGGGCCCGUCUCGACCACAAGUUUGACCUAAUGUACGCCAAGAGAGCCUUUGUCCACUGGUAUGUUGGGGAGGGCAUGGAGGAGGGAGAGUUCUCAGAGGCCAGAGAAGACAUGGCUGCCCUGGAGAAGGAUUAUGAAGAGGUUGGGAUUGACUCCUUUGACGAAGAAGAGGAAGGAGAGGAAUAUUAGAUGUGCUUAGUUGGCAUUUGCCAUUUUUUUUCGAUGACAUUGUCUAUUUAUUAAAUAGACAAUUUGUUUCAAAUUUAGAAAUAAUCUUUGGUUUUAAUUUACCUUUUUUUUAAAGUAAAAAAUUGACCUACCUACCUGUAAAGUUGCUUUGUUGUGCCAUCAAAAUUACUUUAGACAGUUUUUGUUUAAAUGUAUUUCAUCAAUAAGACAGAACAUUGGUCAAUAACCUGAUUUUUAUAAGUUUGAAACAUCUAUUGUUUCUCAAUAAAUCUUUCCCCAU